CUAAGCACCACCGUUUAUAUUCCUGCUCUUGCGGACAAACCUUUUACUACAUUCACUCUCUCGAUUUUGUAAAUCUAGAUUUAAACGUUCUUGACGAUGUCCGCCCACAACCAACACACAGACACAGACAUGGAUGACGAUGACGCUAUGCUAGAUCAAGCUGAAGCUGGCGAAGAGAUCACCGAUGAUGGGGAUGCGCCUAUGGAGUCGGAAGGCGAAGACGGUGAAGUUGAAGAGGUGAAUAUGGAGGAGAUCCAACUGCAGAAUGACAGCGCAGCUCAUUUCGACGGCCACAAAGACAGCAUCUUCUGCAUAGCGCAACACCCUGUGCAUCCUGAGAUUAUAGCUACAGGUGGCGGCGACGAAGUAGGUUACGUUUUUGAUGCGACGCCCUCACAGACAUCCACUGGGCCCCAAGCAACCGGUCAGCCGCAGGAGCGGGAGAGCUUGAAGAGUUUGUUCAAACUGGAGGGUCACACGGAUUCAAUUAAUUCAAUCACCUUCACGCAUCCCAAAGGCCAGUAUAUCGUCACCGCUGGCCUAGACGGCAAGCUACGAACCUGGCAAGGUGAGCCUGCCGGUAAACGAUGGAAAUUCCUCGCCGAGGCGCAAGAGGUGGAAGAAAUCAACUGGCUCUCACCAUCUCCUUCCCCCGAUCAUCCAAAUGUCGUAGCACUUGGCGCGAACGACGGCUCCGUAUGGGUCUACCAAAUCAAUGCUGCGGAAAAGUCAAAUCCGCUGCAAGUUCUACAGGCUUUCUAUUUACAUACGGAGACGUGCACGGCGGGUACGUGGAGUCCGGAUGGAAAAUUACUGGCUACCGUGUCCGAAGACUCGAGCCUCUACGUCUGGGAUGUGUUUGGUGAUGCUGCGGCUGCGGGUUUGGCCGGUAUGCAGGGUGGUCAGAACGUCGUGGGCCUGACUGGUUUAGACGAGCGAUUCAAAGUGGAUGGUGGGCUUUACAGCGUUGGCAUUGCUCCAAAUGGUACCUUCGCCGUAGUAGGGGGGCCAGAAGGCAAUAUCCGUGUUGUUGGCUUGCCGAGAAUAGGUCAGGCUGCGCCGUCCACAGGAUCAAGUGGAAGGGGUGCUAGUAGCAAGGAUGGUGGUGCAAAGCAAGCCGGAAGUCCUAAAGCAUUAACAUCUUCUGCAGGCCAGGCUGGACAGAUUCUCGCUUCUCUUCAGGCUGGAAAUGAUAAUGUAGAAACGAUAUCCUUUACUUCAGCUCCUUUAACGCUGAUGGCCGUGGGCAACGUCGAUGGCUCUAUCACACUCUUCGAUACCGCUCACCGUUUUGCUGUCCGCCGAAGAAUUGAAGGCGCGCACGCAGAUCAAGAAAUCGAGCACGCAGUCGUCAAAGUCGAGUUUUUGAAAAAUUCGGCGCUGCUGACGUCCUGUGGUUACGAUGGCGUGGUGAGGAGAUGGGAUGCACGAGGUGGUACUGCAGCUGCUGCAAAAGGGUUGGUGGGAGAAUGGAAAGGACAUCGAGGAGGUGGUGAAGGUGGAGGAAUCAUGGGAUUUGUGCAGGGUGAUGGACCCUUUGUGGUGACGGCUGGGGAUGAUGCGGUUUCUUUGGUCUUUCAGACACCAGUGUAGGGGGUUGCGAUCCGGUGGCCAUCUUCUCAAUGAUUUUAUGAUUACUUUAGAACGAAAAUUAAUUUCAUGUCGGGGUGUUCGUU
Molecule: messenger RNA, 1676 nt
Organism: Lindgomyces ingoldianus
Lineage: Eukaryota; Fungi; Ascomycota; Dothideomycetes; Pleosporales; Lindgomycetaceae
Product: WD40 repeat-like protein
Exons: 2
Coding region: 130-1593 (487 amino acids)
Molecular function (GO): protein binding
Source: RefSeq, a predicted model, not a curated record